This is a messenger RNA of Exophiala spinifera, 954 nucleotides long. RefSeq lists its product as uncharacterized. The record is from RefSeq and is a predicted model, not a curated record. NCBI's taxonomy places the organism in Eukaryota, Fungi, Ascomycota, Eurotiomycetes, Chaetothyriales, Herpotrichiellaceae. Gene Ontology annotation, biological process: carbohydrate metabolic process. Gene Ontology annotation, molecular function: hydrolase activity, hydrolyzing O-glycosyl compounds. The transcript has 2 exons. Bases 1 to 954 code for a protein of 317 amino acids.
AUGUCCAACAUUCCCAUCGCCGACAUCGACACCCCGGACCCGUGGAUGGUCCGGCACAACAACCUCUACUAUCUGACAUUUACAUGUGGCGACCGCGUCGACAUCCUGAUGUCUCGCAACGUGGAGGACUUCCGCUCCUGCAACAAAAUUACUGCAUGGCACCCGCCCCCCAACACCCCGUGGUCCACUGACCUCUGGGCCCCCGAGCUCCACCACAUAAACGGAACAUGGUAUGUAUACUUCUGCGCCGCGCACCUGGGCCGGGGGAGCCUGUCUCACCGCACGGUCCUCUUGCGCUCAUCGAGCCAGGAUCCGAUGGACGCUGCGGGAUGGACGUUCCUGGGCCCGCUCCAGGGGAUACCGGACCAUUGGAACGUCGACGCGACCGUGUUCACACUCCGUGGCAGGCUGUUCUGCUGCUACAGCGGCUGGCCGCCCGGCGACUUCUCCGACACUCAGCAGGACGUGUUCCUCGUCGAGCUUGCGGACCCGGAGCACGCGCUCGCACGCACGUUGACGUGCAUCUCUCGCGCCGAAUUGCCGUGGGAACGGCCCGACGGAGGCCGGCGAGGAGUCAACGAAGGCCCGACGUGGCUCAGCAUGGCCGGGUUCGAGGGCAUAGUCUACUCCGCCAACGGGAGCUGGACGAGCGACUACACGCUCGGCCUGCUGAGGUUUACGGGCGGCGAUCCUCUUCAGGCGUCGUCGUGGCAGAAACGCCACGCGCCGCUGUUGAAAAGCUGCAAGGACAAAGGAGGUCCCUUUGGACCCGGACAUGCGAGUUUCAUUCCUGCUGUAGAUUGGGGGCCUGCGUAUCCACAAGGACAUCCACAGAAGAACGAGAAGGGGAAGGCUGGAACAAUCGCAAGGCGAGGGUUCUGUGCCUCCACAGUCACCAUUUUCAUCCACAGUCCCAAAGCUGCUGCUGCUUUUGUUGUUGUUGUUCGUCUGUGA